Molecule: messenger RNA, 1818 nt
Organism: Colletotrichum truncatum
Lineage: Eukaryota; Fungi; Ascomycota; Sordariomycetes; Glomerellales; Glomerellaceae
Product: negative acting factor
Biological process (GO): regulation of DNA-templated transcription
Molecular function (GO): DNA-binding transcription factor activity, RNA polymerase II-specific; zinc ion binding
Source: RefSeq, a predicted model, not a curated record
AUGGUCUACUGUGGAAAGCCCUCAAGGGGCUGCCAGAUGUGCAGGACUCGAAGGAUAAAGUGUGAUGAGACGAAGCCUACGUGUAAUCAAUGUGCCAAGUCACGCCGACAAUGCCCGGGCUACAAGGACGAGUUCGACCUCGUCUUCCGGAACGAAACCAAAGCAACAGAACGAAGGGCUCAAAAGGCGAACCGCAAAGCCCUCGCCCAGAAAGGAAAAGAUUUGGACUCUCCUACUUCCGACAAAAGUAUCUCACCUACCUUCAAGAAGGAAGUCGACUCGCCUGUAGCCGUCAGCCCAGGACUCAAUGUACCUGUUGAGCAGAUGGCUUCUUGUCACUUCGUAGCGAACUACGUCCUCCUACCCCGACAAGGCAGCACUCGCGGAUUUAUGGAGUACCUCUUACCCUUACUCAAACACGACCAAGGGAAUCAUCACCUGCAACACGCUUUUAAUGCGUGUGCUCUUGCCUCGUUAGGCAAUCGACCGAAUGCGGCUGGAACUGGGCUCAGCGACAAGGCAUUGGGCCAUUAUACUAAAGCCCUAGCUGCAACCCAUAUUGCUCUCCAGGAUCCCGACCAAUCCAAGUCUGAUGCCACGUUGGCUUCCGUCCUAAUGCUUGGCCUCUUCGAAAACAUGACGGCCCGCCAGAUGGGCAUGUUUGCCUGGGGUUCACACAUCGAGGGCGCUAUCCAACUCGUCAAGGCUCGAGGGCGCAAGCAGCUGCGGACGAAGACUGGCCUGCUUCUUUUCAUCGCUGUUCGAACUCAAAUGAUUAUUCACACCCUCAGCACAGGAACCGCACCCAUUAUGGGAGUCGAAUGGUGGCUCAGUGACGCCGUAAAGGACGAGUCAGCCGCCCAGUGCCAGAGACUUAACAUCAAGACCGCCGAGCUGCGAGCCGAGGUAACUCGGCUCAUGUCGACCGUGGCCCGAAGCCCCGAGAACAUCGACAUCAUGCUUGAUAUGAUUCGUAGAGCGCAAACUGUUGACCAAGAGUUUGUGAACUGGAUGAGAAACACCCCUGACUAUUUCCAAUACACGACUGUCGCAUGGGAAGACAAUGUCCCUAAUGGAGACUAUACUAAAGCGGAGGUGUUCCCGGGUCGGGUAGAUGUGUAUCAAGAUUUUUGGAUCGCCAGUGUAUGGAAUAUGGCAAGAGUGUCUCGUCUCAUUCUUGCAUCGGUCAUCGUCCGUUGUGCUGCUUGGGUCUGCUCACCCGUGGACUAUCGCACAACCCCCGAAUAUGCAACAGCAGCACGGACGUGCGUGGACACUAUUAGCGAUAUCAUCGCUUCUGUGCCGUAUCAUCUCGGAUGGCAUUUGAAGCGACCCGAGCUUCUUGAGAGGGCGAACAUUUCUGGCUUUGCCUGUGGUCUUGAAGAGGCACAAAAAGGCCUCCCUGGUUAUUUCCUUACUUGGCCAUUGGCAUGUCUGCAUGGCCAGGAUUAUACAACAGAUGCACAAAGAGCUUGGGUGGUUGGACGCUUGAAGUUCAUCGGUGAUGAGCUUGGCGUUAAAUAUGCCCACAUUCUGUCACAGUUGCAAGUCCGUAUUCCAUCGAUGCUUAUUAGAAGGGACGGCUUGAUGGCACAGCCGUAUCCCCAAGCCCACAACUUCGAGAAGCUGCUGUCGGCGAGGUAUGCUCCUCCUACAGCAGGCUAUUCGAUGAACCCUCUUCAGCAACGUGAGGCUAUGCAAAAGGAGUUCGUGGAGAAGCACAAGGCAGAGUUGCUUGCGAAGGCUACCGGAACUGCUGGUCAGGCAGGACAGUGGGUGGCACAGAACUGGCUGACGGUACGAUCUGGACCACAGUGA